UUACCAAAUUUACAGCUUGCCGGGGGGCCAUCAAGCUUACCAUGCGCUCAAGAGGGAGUAUGAGAUUCGGUAUGGCAAGAACGCGGGGAAGCGGAUGGCACAAAACGAGGCAAACAGACGCUUUCGUGAGGGGACUCUCGUUCCAAACCAGCCUCGGCCCGCAGCAGGUGGGAACCCUGCUGCAGGUGGCGCUGGUGCUGCCGGACAGGGCGCGAACCAGCCAGCUUACCGUCAGGCAGGGCCCUCGGCAGCAGAGCAAGAGGCGCGCAGGCGGGAGGCACAGCUGCUGGAGCAGCAACGUGCGGAGGCGGACGACGCAAAUGCAGCUCAAAAUGAGGACGAGUCUGGGGACCAGGAAACCAUCUACAACCUCUACAGGCCCGCCAAGGUGACUGAGGGCCUGCCGCACCCCGACCCCAUCGUGGAGACGGCCUCGCUGGCCUCCGUCACGCCGCCCGACAUCACCUACACCCAUCACCUGCAGUCCAACGUGGCCAGCGGCCAGGUGUCCAAUGCGCAGCUGGAGACGGUGCUGUACGCCUUUCAGCGCUUCGAGCAGAGGCUGCCGGACGGCGCCCGCGCUGGUUUCUUCCUGGGCGACGGCGCGGGCGUGGGUAAGGGCCGCCAGAUCGCGGCUGUGAUCAAGGAGUUCUGGGCCACGGGCGGGCGGCGGGUGCUGUGGGUGUCCACCUCCAACGACCUGCGCUACGACGCCCGCCGCGACCUGGAGGACCUGGGCGCGGCAAACAUCCCCCUCAACCCGCCGAAAAAGGACAAUGUCCCCGCCGGCCCUCUGGCCCGCGCCUACCCCAACGGCACCGUGCUGUUCAUCACCUACUCACUGCUGGUGUCCCGCGGCACCUACAAGGCGCCGCCGCGCGCGGCGGGCGAGGGCGGCCGCGGCCGCGGUCGGGGCCGGGGCCGGGGGCGCGGGCGGCGGGGUCUGGCGGCGCUGGUGCACAACGAGGAGGGGGACAUGCUGGCGGAGGCCGCCAUCGAGGCCAAGCGCGCCGAGGCGCGCUACCUGUUCGGCCCCGGCACGCGGCUGCACCAGGUGGUGCAGUGGCUAGGCGGCGGGGACGGCCGCGGCGACUGCCUUAUCGUGCUGGACGAAUGCCAUAAGGCCAAGAACCUGCUGGACCUGGCUUGCUCCUCCACGCGCACCGGCCUGGCUGUGGAGGCGCUGCAGGACCAGCUGCCCAACGGCCGCGUGCUGUACAGCAGCGCCACGGGCGCCAGCGAGCCCGACAACCUGCGCUACAUGAGCCGGCUGGGCGCCUUCGGAUACCGCCACAUCGGCAACAUGAUCGACGUGCUGAAGAAGUCCGGCCUGGGCGCGCUGGAGAUGUUCUGCAUGGGCCUCAAGGCCACCGGCACCUACGUCAGCCGCACGCUGGCCUACAGCGGCGCCGAGUUCAGGAUGGAGACGCUGGACAUCGACCCCAUCUUCAAGGUCAUGUACGACCGCUCCGCCGCGCUGUGGGCGCUGGUGUUCAACGUCAUGACCGCCUUGCCCAAGAGCAGCGGGCAGGGCCGCGAGCCGCGCUCGGGUCUGUUCUGGAGCGCGCACCAGCGCUUCUACAGGCAGAUGCUCAUGGCCAGCAAGGUCAAGCGCUGCGCCGAGCUGGCGGACGAGGCUCUGCGCGACGGCCUGUGUGUGGUGAUUGGGCUGCAGAGCACCGGCGAGGCCAACAUGGCCAACGCGCGCGAGCUGGCGGCCAAGGAGGGCGAGGGCGAGGAGAUGGACGACUUCGUGUCCGCGCCCAAGAUGGUGCUGCAUAGCUUCAUCUCCCAGUGGCUGUUCAACUUCCGCGGCAACGAUGUCGACAACAUCAUGCCGCAGCGCGCCCGCCGCCGCCUGCAGAUGCACAUCUACCGCGCCUGCAAGGCCUGGCAGAAGCUGCCCAGCGCCGCGGAGGAGGCCGACCAGCGCAUCAAGCUCGCCAAGCGCCAGGCGGCGCAGGAGGCCCGCGCAGCCGCACGAGAGCAGUCGCAGCAGGGCACCGCUGGCGGCGCGGGCGUGGUGGUGGGCGCCUACACGACCAAGCGCGCCGCCAUCGCCUCCAUGAACGUGCAGCUGCAGCCGCAGCAGGUGAAGGCCGAGGCGGCCGGCCGGGCGGCGGCGGGGUUGGCGGCGGGCGCGGGCGCGGGCCCCAGCAGCGGCCGCCCCAGUGGUGGCGGCGGCGGCGGCGGCGCGAGCGCCAAGAAGGUGGUGCUGGUGCUGGACAGCGACGAGGACGACUUUGUCGAGCUGGUGGAGUCGCCCACGGAGCGGACCGCGCCGUUCCCUCUGCCCGGCGCAGCCGCCGGCCCCUCGAACGCCGCCGCCGCGGCGGGUAGCACCGCUGCUGCUAGUGCCGCCGCCGCCGCGCCGGCGGUGGCACCCGCUGCUGCUGCUGCUGCUGCUGCUGCUCCUGCGACUGCCGCCGCCGCCGCUGCGGACAGCGACGACGAGGUCCAGCUGGAGGGCGAGAAGACCAUUGACGAGAUCCUGGAGGAGAAGCGGCUGCGUGCGGUCAUGAUGGGUGACAUGAUCGACCUGGCAGACGACCUGGAGGAGGCCGCCGCCGCAGUAGCAGCAGCAGCAGCAGCCAAUGGCGGCGCUGGCGGCUCCGCCGCCGGCGGUGCGUACGGCGGCGGUUUUGGCGGCGGCGCCGCCGCCGUACCGCGGCCGCGGGACCCGGCCAAGGUGGCACGUGAUGCGGAGUUGGACCGGGAGUAUGCGGCCAUGGAGCGGGAGGAGGCGGCGGAGCGGGCGGAGGAGGAGGCGCGCAAGAGGGCGCAGCGCCGGGAGCGGCUGGAAGCGGCGCUGGCCACCGCCAAGUCGUUUCUUGAGUCCAGCCGGUCCGAGGUGGCUCGCCUGGAGGCGCAGGAGGCAGAGGCCACCGCCGGCGCCACUGCCGCCGCUGCCGCCACCGGCGGCGGCACCGGUGCCUACGGUACCGCCGCCCCGGCCGCCGCCCCGGCGGCGGCGCGCCGCGGCCGCGGCCGCAGCGCCAGCGCCGGCGGCGCCAGCGCCAGUGCCGGCGGCAGCGGCAGCGGUGUGGUGGUGCUGACGGCGACGUCGGGCUCCUCGCGCCGCUCCCAGGGCGCGCAGCCCGAGCAGCCGGAGGUUGCUAGCCCGCUCAAGCGUCCGUCGCGCGGGCGCCGCGCGGCGGGAGCGUCAGGCGCGGGCCUGCCGCCCAAGGCGCCUGUCGCGCCUCGUGGGGCGGCGGCUGCCGCAGCGGGCGGCAACAGCAGCGACGCGGAGGCGGAGGUGGCCGAGCUGGCGGAGGCGGAGGCCGCCGGCGGCGCCCACCGCCUCCUGAAGCGCAAGACCUCGUCGGCGCCGACCACACCCGAGGAGGCGGCGGCGGCGGCCGCCGCGGCCGCUGCCGCCGCGGGUCUGGAGGACCUGGAGGAUGCAGAUGCGGACGCGGGUGCGGCGGCGGGCGGCGCCCAGGCGGCGGCGGCGGGCGGCAGCCGGCGGCCGGCCAAACGUGCCAAGGCCGCUGACGGCGGCGCCCGGGCGGCGGGCGGCCGGCGGCGCCGGCAGGCGGUGGUCGAUGACGACGAGGAGGCGGAGGAGGAAGAGGACUUGACGGAAGAGCCGGAGGAGGAGGCCGAUGGCGCGGCGGAGGAGAGCGCGGCGGACGAUGAGGACGAGGACUUUGAAGCUACGGUAGUGCCAUCACGGCGGUUAUCACGGCGAUCCACGCACGUGGCCGCCGGCGCCGCGGCACCUGCCGCCGGCGCAGCAGGCGCCGGCGCCGCGGCUGGCGCCGCUCGCCGGCGCGGCCGCAGCAGGCUCGAGGAGCUGGAGGAGCAGCAGGCGGCGCAGGAGGCGGCGCAGGCGGUGGAGGACGCGGCGGCGAUGGACGCGGCGACGGCCAUGGACGCGCAGCAGCAGGAGGGCGACGGCAAUGGCAAUGGCGGUGAUGAGGGUACGGCGGCGGCCAACAUGGCUAGGCUGUUUAAGAUCCGCAUGCAGCUGCGCGCUGCUCGCUCCAAGCUACGUGACGCCGAGGCGGCCGCCGCCUCCGCCGAGCGAGCCAUGGCAGACCUCAACCGCAGCAGCGGCGGCGGAGCCGCCGCCGCCACUAACGGCGGCGCCGGCACGUCCGCGGGCGGCCGCGCGCGCGGCAGCAGCGGCGGCGGUGCCGCGGGCACGUCGUCUCUGGGCCGUGGGGUCCGCAGCACUCGGUCGGGUCGGGCGACGCGGCAGGUCAACUACGCCGAUAUGGAGGACGAGGAGGACAGCGACGGCGGUGGCGGCGGAGGCGGGGACGAGGAGGACGACUCGGACGAUGACGACGACGACAUGGACCAGGACGGCCCGGGGCCCUCCAACCGCCCCGCACCGCGCGCCGCCAACCCCGCCGCCUACAAACACGCCGUCAAGAGCCGCCCACUGAUGGAGCUACCUAGCAGCUGGAAGGAGCGCGGCGCGGCGGCAGAGAACGGCGGCGGAGGUGGCGGCAAGAAGGGCGGCGGCCGCGGCGGCCGUGGCGGGCGAGGGGGGCGGGGCGGGCGAGGAGGCCGCGGCCGGCGCGGCGCGGGGGCACCGGACGAUUCGGAUGCGUCAAGCCCCGACGAUGAUGACGACGACGACGAUGAUGACUUCGCCAUUGAGAUGUUUGGCGCCUACGGCGGCGCAGGCCCCGCCGGCGAGGACGACAACGGCGGCGCCGAGGAGGCGGAGGAGGUCGCGGACGAGGACGAUGACGAUGACGGACUGAUGGACGAGGCGGAGCUGGAGGAGGCGGCGGACCGCAGCGGCGGCGCGGCGGCCCGUCGUAGUGCUGGCGGCGGCGGGGGAGCCGGGCGCGCCCGCGGGCGGUCGGGGCGGGACUUCGACCCGGCCAGCCUGCCGGUGGAGCUGCGCAAGUGCCGGGAGAUGCUGCUGCGGCUGCUGGAUGCGCAGGAGCUGCCCUGCAACCCGCUGGACCAGCUGACGGAGCUGCUGGGCGGCGAGGGCGCUGUGGCGGAGAUGACGGGGCGCAAGAUGCAGCUGGUGCGGUGCGAGGCCACCGGCAAGGUGGUGGCCAAGCAACGCCGCGAGGACGAGGCCCAGAAGAUGGUCAACAUGGCAGAGAAGGACGACUUCAUGGCGGGGCGCAAGAAGAUCGCCAUCAUCAGCGACGCCGCCUCAACCGGCAUCAGCCUGCAGGCCGACCGCCGUGUGGCCAACCAGCUGCGGCGCUUCCACAUCACACUGGAGCUGCCCUGGUCGGCGGACAAGGCCAUCCAGCAGUUCGGGCGCUCCCACCGCUCCAACCAGUCCUCGGCGCCCAUCUACUGCCUGCUGGUCACCAAGUGCGGCGGCGAGUACCGUUUCGCGGGCGCGGUGGCCAAGCGCCUCACCAGCCUGGGCGCGCUGCUGCGGGGCGACCGCCGCGCGCUGGGCGCCAGCGCCGACCUGAAGCCCUUUGACGUGGACAACAAGUACGGGCACCAGGCCGUGACGCGGCUGCUGUCCUGUGUGGCGGCCGGCUACCAUGACGUGGCGGGCGCAGUGCUGCCGCCCCUGCCCGCAGAGCUGCUGCCGCCGGGGGCGCCGCCCGCAGCCGCCGUACCAGGCACUCUGGCCAGCAAGGACGCGUUCAUGGGCGUGAUGCGCUCCGCCCUCAAGACCAUGGGGCUGCUGGAGGACAAGGGCGGCUUCUGGGUUGUGGCCGGGUCUGACGGCAUGCGCGCCAAGAAGACCGGCAACGCCGUGGACGUGCCCAAGUUCCUCAACAGGCUGCUGGGGCUGCCGCUGCUGCACCAGGACGUGCUGUUCACCUACUUCAACAGCAUCAUGGAGUCGCUCAUCAAACAGGCCCGCACCGCCGGCACGUACGAGGAGGGCAUGCUGCAGCUGGGCGCGGGGCAGGUGACGGUGACGGAGGAGGAGGUCAUCCACACCGACGCCGCAACACAGGCCACCACCAGCUACAUGGAGGUGGAGGUGGACGACGGCCUGGCCUGGUCGGCGGCGGCGGCGGCGCUGGAGGCGGCGCUGGCCGACAUGCGGGCGGAGCAGGCGCCGGAGCAGGCGAUGGCCAAGGUGGGCUUCUACCUGUCCAAGCGCAAGGCGUCGGGCGGGCGGCCGCUGGUGAUACUGGCCACCGCGCUGCGCCGCGCCACGCUGGGCGGCGGCGGCGGCCUCAGCUUCCGCAUCCAGCGGCCCAACCAGGUCAAGACCUACAUCUUCUCCCAGACGGAGCUGGACGACAAGUACGUCAAGACAGACCUGCAGACCGCCAAGGACUGGUGGGAGCUGUGGUACAACUACCUCAAGGACGGCUGCCUGCACGGCGACGAGUGUGUGGUGCGCCGCCGUACCGGCCGCUGCAACUUCGGGUCGCGCAAGUACCACCUGUGCCUGGUGUCGGGCGCCACGCUGCCGCUGCUGCGCCAGCUGUUCGACACGGUGCUGGGCAGCAACUGGGGCCGCAACGCGCAGGGGCACAAGCCCAUGCCGCGAGUGGUCCGCUUCCCGCUGGAGGACGGCACGGUGCGCAUCGGGCUGCACCUGCUGGACAAGGACGCCGAGGAGUUCAGGCUGCGGGUCACCACCUAGGCGGCGGCGUGGUGGCGUGGUGGCGGGGCAGGGGCAGGGGAGGGGCACCACCGAGCGGCGCAGGGCGCGUGGAGCAGCGCGGUGGGGGGCGGUGGGCGGGACGAUGGGCCUGGCGUGGCGCAUGGAGCGCGCUGCACGGGCGGCGCGGCUGGCACCACCGAGCGGCGCGGGGGGAGCGCUGCAAGCGGGUGGUGCGAGCAGGGAGGGUCUGAGGCGGCGGCGCUGUGUGCCGGAGGUUGUGGGCGUCUUAAGGCCAGGGAGAUGCAGAAGUGCUGGCUUUGUGCUCUGGGUUGGUGGCGCCAAUUCCUUACCCUACGAAUGAGAGAGGACCUCGGACCACCCUUCAUGGCUUAUUCUCAGCUUCUGUGAGAUGUGGAGUGGUCGGCUUGAGUUGUGGGGUUCGAGGCAUAAGUUCGAGGGUCAAGGCACGUGGGUGUUGUGCUCAUUUUACAUUAUUCGACAUGAGCUUUGUGUUUCUGUGUGUGCGCUCCAAUCGUUUUAUUGUGUGGCGUUCGAUACGAUACGAUGACCUGUCAUGACGGGGCCAUGUGUACGCGAGUGCGAGUGCAUGUGUGUGUCCGAGGCCGCAGACUGGCCAGAACGAGCCAUGGGCCAUGGCCCGAAACAAGAGCUAGCAGGGUGUUUGCUGCAGUGCAGGCCUGCGUGUACCGUUAUGUGCUGCUGCUGUAGGCGCCGUGGACGCCUAAAUUGGUCGUGAUGUGCGAAGUUGGUAUCCGGGGGAGCUGCUGUGUUUGUGUGUGUAUGGUGUGUAAGUGUCAACAGCACUCCGGCCGUGGCUGAGUGACAUGUUAUUUAAGGGACGGCAAGGAGGCAGGGGCGAAUACACGAAAUGGGUACCGUAGGUGCCAAUUGAUAGCAUGGCCGCAGGGUGUAAAAGCACGACACU
Messenger RNA from Chlamydomonas reinhardtii, 7451 nucleotides. RefSeq lists its product as uncharacterized. Gene Ontology annotation, cellular component: nucleus. Gene Ontology annotation, biological process: regulation of DNA-templated transcription. NCBI's taxonomy places the organism in Eukaryota, Viridiplantae, Chlorophyta, Chlorophyceae, Chlamydomonadales, Chlamydomonadaceae. The transcript has 40 exons. The record is from RefSeq and is a predicted model, not a curated record. The coding region runs from base 95 to 6544 and encodes 2149 amino acids. Gene Ontology annotation, molecular function: histone binding; chromatin DNA binding.